CAGCAGCAACAACUGCAACAGCAGCAGCAACAGCAGCAGCAACAGCAGCAAGCGCAGCAGCAGCAGCAAGAACAACAGCUACAGCAGCACCAGCAGCAAGAAGAGCAGCAGCAACACCCCCUGUUGCUUGCACAAGAACGUUUCCUUGAGACUCUUUCCGAGCGAUUCGUUUUUCGACAACAGCAACAGCAAUAGCGACAACAGCAACACCAGCAGCAGCAGCAACGGCAGGUGAUGAUGCAGCAGCAGCAACAGCGGCAGGAGAAGCAGCAGAAGCAGAGGCAGCAGUCUCAGCAGCAGUCUGGCGAGCUGGCUGUACAGCUGUGCAUAUCUUCCUCUGGAGAACUCGCUACUGUCUCGUGUUGCAGCCGCGAGGCUUUGCUGCGAGGUUCUUGCGGAAGCCUUUUCGCCAUUGUGCAUGCAAGCAGCACGCUGGAACUGCUGUCUCGCAUACUGCUGAUGGAAGGGCCUAGUGCAGCUGCUGCAUUCUGCAUGCAAAAUGGUCUAGACAGCAGCAGAGUCAGCUUGAUGCUGCUGCAGCUGUCGCUCCGCUGCAGAGACUUGCGGCGUAUUGCGCAUGCCUUGCAGCUUUUGCAGCAGCAGCAGCAAAUGGUGGCGAUGCGGCUGUUGAUGGCGUAUGUAUUCAACGGCUACAGCACAGACGCUUUGCCCUUAGCCUUUUCUGCAACAGGAGGGGUUUCUUCCCACAGCCACUCGCGCGCUGCUGCUGCAGAUGACACACCUUUGCUCUACGCUUCCCCCGCAAUUGCACAGCAUGCAGCGUUGCUGCUGCAGACGCUGGAUCAAAACUUCCCGCAGCAGACGCUGCAACAACAGGCUGAAAGCGAGCUGCACCCUUUGAGGGAUAGGAGCAGCCAGCAGCAGCAGUAGCAUAGCACUAGCACUAGCAGCAGUAGUAGCACUAGCACUAGCAGCAGCAGCAGCAGCAGCAGCAGCAAACUUUUGCUGCAGCUGCCUCCCUCUUUGGUGUCUUUGGUGGCCCCUUGGCAGCCAGCAGCAGCAGCAGCAGCAGAAGAAGAAGAUGAAGCAAGACGCGCAGUGUCUCUACAGCGCGAAGCAGCAUCCUGCGUGGAUAUAGGGUUUACUUCGCGUCUGCUGCUGUGGCUCCUGCGAUUCGCUGCUUCGCUCAUAGACAUUCGCGUGCUGGUCAAGGUCGAUCUCGCUGCAGCAACUGCAUGCACACAGCAAGAGCAGCAGCAGAAGCUGACAGAUGAGUUGUCAGAGCUUGCACUGUACAUGCAGCUCCUGCGAUGUCUGCAGCAGCGCGUGACAGCUCCUGCAGAUGCACAGCAGGAUUCUUUGCGAGGAUAUUCGCUGCAGCAGCAUCAGCAUGAGCAGCAGCAGCAGCAGAAGCUGCUUUGGAAUCAAACCAAUCCCGUUCAUCAUCAGCAGCAGCAGCAGCAUCGAGUGCAGCAAGCCUUUGCAGUGACUGAAGGCGAUACUGUGUUGCCGUGGGGGUCUGAAGCCUCCAUAGAGACGGUUGUUCGUGAAACACUUCUCAGUGGAAAUAUCAGUAGGGGGCUUAUGUGGCUACAGCAGCAAGCUGCCCCUCUGCUCUGGGAGCAAAAGAUGUCAUCCAUGAAUUUGCUGCAGCAGACAGCCGAUAGAAUGGCAUAUAGGCUAUUCUGCUGUCAGCAGGCAGAACUGUUUUUCGUGGGUCUGCAGAUGCUGCGACAGAUUGGGGCAGAUGUUCCCGGAUUUUGUCUUCGUGCUGCCUUGCUGACAACGAGGACGCCAGUGAGGCGGAGACUUUUGCGGCAUUUGCAUCAUCAAAAGCAGCUGAAUUCGAUGCACAUGCAUCUAAUUCGCAUAAUGCAAAUCUUAGAGCUUCUCUUCACAAAUCCGUCUUACGAAGCUGAGUUUGCUAGACGCUUCGCCGCGUCUUGCACUGCUGCAGCAACUGCAGUUUCAGCUGCUGCUAGAAGGGCAGUCAGAGACGCAACGGCAGAGGGAGGGUUGGGGAAGCAAGCAAAAAGGCAAUGGCUCACAACUAACCAACGAGAAAUGCAGAGAGGGGGGCAUGCGAAUAUGGAGGUUGUAGAAAGAGAAGGCCAAACAGAAAAACACACCGAGAAGAGACAACGGGGGAAUAUGACGCAUUAUUUCAUCGCUAUAGACUUUUCGCUGUGCUGCUGCGUGCUGCUUGAUGGUUUUUCUGCAGAUGGCUGUGAGGCAGGAGUAGCCUUGGGAACGUCUCCUUUUGUUCCUGAGCGCUACCCCAAGGACGCUAUUCGGGCAUGGUCGCACAUGAGAUCUGGAGAGGUAGCUGAUCUCGCGGAGUGCUGCUUUUCGAGGUUUAAUAGUCCUAUGGGAGCUUUUGCUGCUGCUCAAGAGAAAACUUGGAGAGGCAGCAUGCGCAGUGGCAAUAAGGGACGAUCGCAGCUGCCUCAGAGCACCCUGCGUGAAAGUCAGGGGGAGGUAGCUGCUGCUGCGCUGUAUGGACAGCGAGGGUACAGUGCUGUCACUGAGGCGGAGACGGAUGUGUUGCAGCUGCAUCAAGCAGCAACAGCUGCAGCAGCGGAGGUGCAGCAGCAGCAGCAACGGCAGCAGCAGCAGCGCAGCUCUGCCACGCUGAAAGUGAAUCUUAGGGGCACGUGCGCUGAGUGCCGUCGGUUGCUGGCGACGGAGGCAGACUUGCUGUCGCUUUUCACGAGAAGCUCUGCGUCGUUUUCAGCGCCCGCGCAUGCAGCAACUGCUGUGGGGGGAUACCUCAGCCUGUCGCUUCAUGAGCUGUCUCUCUUUAGAACGAGCUGCGUGCUAGAGAUCUUCGUGGAAAAGCGGCAUGUGGAUCUCCUGCAUCAUCUGCGCAUUCCCAGCAGUCGCUCCAAGAGCGGCGUUCGAGAGCAGCAGCCUAGACCUCUGCGCAUGCAGGGGGGGAUGCACUCGCCAUGGGAAGUCGUUGCGACUUGUUUCGGAAUUUCGAAAGGCUGCAGGAGUGUGCGAGUGUGGAAGUGUCUCUUUGGAUUCUGUUUAGGUCGCUGCGACUGGAGAGGCCUCCUCAAGUGCAUCAGCGAGCUGCCGAUACACCCCGCCGCAGUCAGUGACAUGUGGGGACGGCUUAAGAUUUCGGAUGCGCCGAAGCUUCCUCGCGGUGAGAGCGGCCAUAAGGGAGGCAGGAAGAAGUCUGUGCGUCUCCUGCAGCGAGUUCUCUCCUUCCUCCAGCAGCGAAGGGCGGGGGGAGAGUCUGUCUUUCUCGAUGAAAUGCUGCUGCAGCAGCUCGCGCGACGAGGGCUUUUUCUGGAGGCAGGAGAGCUACCGGGAGCGCUUGCAGCAACGCGAACAGCGGCAGCGAAGCAGCCAUUAGAUCCGCUGGAUGCAGGAGAGGAAGAGGAUGCGGCUCUUGCACGACUUCUGCAGCGACAUGCGAAGGCAGGCAGCCUCUUCAGGAAGCAGUCUCAGCACUCCCAUAGAUGUCGAGGAGUCGAUGAAAUGCUGCCUCCUGGUCGACUGUCUCCCCUGCAUCUCUUUGCGUUGCGUCUCUGUCUCUCCAACUCCCUCCCUUCCGUUUUCAUCUCGUAUUUGGAGCACUUUCGCUUGGCGAGGAAUUUCGCCGCGCAACAAGAAUUGAAGGCUGUGCUCCGCAGCAGCAGCAGCAACGAGACAAGUGCGCAGCAGUGGAAGUCAGUGCUCUUGCUCGGCAGGCUAGGCAAUUAUGCCCUUGCUGCGGCUGGAAUGCAACAAGCGUCAAUGCAGCUCUCUUUGCCAGGUGAUACUUCUGUCUGGAAAGAUGCAGAGGGGACGUGUUUCGUGCCGCUAUCCGUCGUGGCGUGUCUCUCACCUGCGUUGUUUGUUGCGCUUCUCGCAUUUAUUCCGCAGUCUUUCGCAGCGUUGGAGUCUACACAACCAGGAGCAGCAUGUUUGGCUGCUCCUGCUGGCGACUGCUCGAAGGACAGACUUCCCUUUUUCCUCUCCUCCGACCAUCUGCAGUGA
This is a messenger RNA of Cyclospora cayetanensis, 3951 nucleotides long. RefSeq lists its product as uncharacterized. Gene Ontology annotation, cellular component: cytoplasm. Lineage: Eukaryota; Apicomplexa; Conoidasida; Eucoccidiorida; Eimeriidae. The transcript has 14 exons. The record is from RefSeq and is a predicted model, not a curated record.